AUGCCAGCGCUCCCCACCUGGCCCCCCGAGCUCAGCGACGUGCAGCGCGAGACGCUCCUCCGCGAGUCCUCGGUGUGGGCGCUCGCGCACGGCUUCACGCUGCUCCCGCCCUCACCUUCCGAUCCGCCAACAUCGACGAUCGCGGCGCCGCUCUCGCUGCUGCCCUCCCCCUUCCCGAGGGCCGAGUAUGAGAAGGCACGCCGUAUCCAGACGGCGUACAAUGCGCUGUAUGCGCGUGUCGCGCUCGACACCGCCUUCCUCGACAAGGUCAUGCAGGACGUCGCGCCCGUGGACGCGUUCCAGGCCGAGCUUUGGAGCCGCUGGAAGGAGAUCCGCGACGACCUCGCGCAGCCCCUCCAGCUCGGCCUGUUCCGGAGCGACUACCUGCUACACACGGAGGGCGACAGGGCUGAGAUCAAGCAGGUCGAGUUCAACACCAUCGCGGCGAGCUUUGGCGCUCUGUCCCAGAAGGCAGGGGAGAUGCACCGGUUCCUUGCGCAGAAGACCGAGGGCUUCUUCCAGCCCCCCCGCUCCCUUCUCGAGGACAAGUCGGCCUACCCUCUCAACCGGAGUGCGGAGGGUCUGGCCGGCGGCCUCCUGGGCGGCUGGGCGGCAUAUGGGCGGGACAAGGCGGCGGUGCUCUUCGUCGUGCAGCCCGGGGAGCGGAACGUCUUCGACCAGCGCGGGCUCGAGUACAUCCUGUCCUCGAAGGGUGUGCGCGUGAUCCGGAUGACGUUUGCGGAACUGGGCGCCAACGCCCGAGUGGGCCCCGAAGGCCGGCUGUUCGUGCGCGACCUCGAGGGCGCGCAGGGCGUGCAGGGCGCGCAGGGCAAGCAGUUCGAGAUCGCCGUCGUCUACUACCGCGCCGCAUACACGCCGGACGACUACAAGAGCGCCAAGGACUGGGACACGCGCGUGCUCCUCGAGAAGAGCACGGCCAUCAAGUGUCCCUCCAUGGCGCUCCAGCUGGCAGGCGCAAAGAAGGUGCAGCAGGAACUCGCGCAGCCGGGCGUGCUCGAGGACUUCUUGCUUGGCAAGAAUCGGCCGGCCGUAGGCCUCCAGCAGCCCCUGACACAGCAGGACGUCGAUGCGCUCCGCGACACGUGGACGGGACUUUGGCCCAUGGACGACUCGGAGCUCGGCAAGGAGGCCGCGCGCCUCGCGCAGGAAGAGCCGGAACGCUUCGUCCUCAAGCCGCAGCGCGAGGGCGGAGGCAACAACAUCUACCGCAAGGACAUCCCCGGACAUCUCGCCAAGCUCGGCCCCGGGGAGAAGAACGGAUACAUCCUCAUGGAGCUCAUCGAGCCGCCGCAGGGCGUGCACAACUGGCUCGUCCGCGGAGGAGAGGGAAUAGCCCGCUACGCCGACAUUGUCUCCGAGCUGGGCGUGUAUGGCGUCGCGCUCUUUGGCGGGGACGACAGCGCGGCCGUCAACGCCGAGGUCGGCACGCUGCUCCGCACCAAGGGCCGUGAGAGCGACGAGGGCGGCGUCGCGAUCGGCAUCUCGUCCAUCGAUUCGCCCAUCCUCGUGUAG
Messenger RNA from Trichosporon asahii var. asahii CBS 2479, 1533 nucleotides. Its product is annotated as glutathione synthase. Gene Ontology annotation, cellular component: cytosol. The record is from RefSeq and is a predicted model, not a curated record. The transcript has 2 exons. Lineage: Eukaryota; Fungi; Basidiomycota; Tremellomycetes; Trichosporonales; Trichosporonaceae. The coding region runs from base 1 to 1533 and encodes 510 amino acids. Gene Ontology annotation, biological process: glutathione biosynthetic process. Gene Ontology annotation, molecular function: ATP binding; glutathione synthase activity; glutathione binding.